AUGGUGCUCAACCUCCUCCUGGUCCCUCUCCAGUCGCACGCCUUCCCCACCGGCGGACUGUGCCUCGACUCGGAGCGCGUGGUGCACGCCACCGGUCAAGUCGCUCUCGGAGUCUCCUUCGACCAAACCGGCUUCGAGCGUGCCCGCGACGGCAGCACGAUCUCAUUCGCUGGUGCGGCGCCGGUCGCGUACUCGUUCGCGUGCAUGGAUGAGGCUGACGCGGCGUUCCUCUUGGAAGAGGCGGAGAGCAUUAUCCGGCAUCUCGAGCCGCUCGAGACGCCGCGACGCGUGUGCAAUCAAGGCCGCUACGACUGCAACUGCGUCUACGACGUGACGCGGCCGUGCAACUUCCUGACGUCAGGAACCAUCGUCACUCGCCGCCUCGAGCGUACUUCAGCACGGCGAGUGACGACAAAAAGGUACUCGUACUUCAACAUCAACGAGACGGCACUCGACGUGUUCCGGCGGGCCAUGGCUGACAACGUGAUCCCGUUCCUCCGCGCGCGCUACCCGUGGCUGCGCCUCUCUCCCUUCUCGUUCCCACUCCGAUCGAACCUCUUCCUGUCCGUGUACGACGUGGCUGCUGCUGCUGCCGGCGGGUCGGGGCACGUUCAGGUGGGGACGCCGCCUCACCAAGACGGGGCGGUGCACCCCCACGGGAUCCGACAGACCGUCAUCGUCGAGCUCAGCGAUGCCUCUUCGUACGAGGGCGGCGGCACGCGCUACAUCGACGAUUCGGGCGACGUCGUGAUUCGGCAGGGCCGUGGCACCUGCGCCGUCCACGACGGCUCGGUUUGGCAUGCGGGGCACAGCGUCACCCACGGGCGCCGCGUGGUGCUCGUCGCCCAGUUUCUCGUUGGCCCAAACGUGAUCGAUGCUCGGCCGCACACCGCCGCAACUGAUCAGGAGGGCGCUCAGACCUCGGCGUUCCAGCGUGCAAAGCAGGUGCUGAAGCAGCGCGCUGAGUCGCUGGCGCUCCAGCGCGCAAACCAAGUGCUGGUGCCUGCUAAAGCCGCCCGCCUGCCGCAAUGCCGUUCGAUGGCCAAGACCGCGGACGGCGGAGAGGAGGGGACGGUCAUGGACGCAGUCGCAUCCACGCUCAUGUACUGCUACCGCCAGAUCUCCAGGGCCUAUCUUGGUCCUCGAGUCCAGGUCCUCGUGGCGUAG
Molecule: messenger RNA, 1167 nt
Organism: Emiliania huxleyi CCMP1516
Lineage: Eukaryota; Haptophyta; Isochrysidales; Noelaerhabdaceae
Exons: 3
Coding region: 1-1167 (388 amino acids)
Source: RefSeq, a predicted model, not a curated record